AAGUGUUGGUUUGAAUAUUAGUUUUCUUUUUCAUCAGAGAAACUUGAAAAAGGCUAUUAAAAUAGAUGCUGUUGAUUCUUCAUCUGGUGUUCUGCUCCCUUACUAUGAUCAUGACACAAGAAUUGUUUAUCUUGCUGGAAAGGGUGAUGGAAAUGUCAGAUAUUAUGAAUUGUCUGAUGCGGAGCCGUACUUCACUUUUCUUAAUGAGUACCGCAGUUCAUCUCCCCAGCGUGGUUUUGGUGUUAUGCCAAAGAGAGGUCUUGACGUAACUGCUUGUGAGAUCUAUAGGUUUUAUAAGUUACACAACAACAACUUUGUGGAGCCAAUUGCCAUGACUGUCCCUAGAAGACAAACUGGCAUAAUUCAGCGAGACUUGUAUCCAUUAACCCCGUCAGAUAAACCUUCCAUGAAAGCUCGGGAAUGGAUCGACCAAGGUUUAAACAGAAACCCAGACCUUAUGGACCUGUUGAAAGACUUUCCUCUUCAAGAUGGUGAGACAGAAACUCGUGACAUGAGAUCAAGAGAGCAGAGAGAAGUUGCCAGUGCAAGGCAAAUGGCUACCAGGAGUCCAACUUCAGAAUCACCACCGAAAUCACCUGUAAGAGUUAGCAGUAGAAAUGAAGAACGUCGUUCAUCUGAUACAAACCAUGUACCGUCAAGAGGCCAGAAUGGAGAGAGUGAUAUCCAGUAUGUCAAAGCAACUGAAGUAUUAAGCAGGCCUGACACCAAACACAAAGAUCCUAUUCAGGUAACAGCCAAAGCAGUGGUAAACAGUAGAGUGUCAUCUCCAGAGAAAAGACGGACGGGUGGAGACAGGCGCUCAGGAGACUUUGCAAACUGGGAUAUCGACACUUUACGACUGGCGUACAGUGACCAGAGAGAGGAGAUCAUCUUCCUACAGACACAACUUAGAGCCAGAGAUGCCAAGAUAGCACAACUUGAGAAAGAAAAUGAUUACUUUCGGGAAAAAUCCCAGAGGUUCUGAUGCUGAGCAAUGUCUAACACAACUUCAAAGAAAACGGUAGAUGAUUAUAAAAGAAAGCGGUGUGUUUGGUUGUUAAAUGACAAACAAUCUGCGCAUCUGUUAAUUAAAAAGCUAACGGGCAGGUUUCCCUAUCUAUGUGUAGAUGCUUCAUCGAAAUUUAUUUCUGUGAAAUGAUGGUGGUCAGAUGUAACCUGCUAGUGUUUGUCUUUAUUUAUGUGCAUGUUUUUUAAAACUAUUGUUAUUUGUUUCUAGUUUGAUAUAAUUGAGAAGAAAGGCUAUAAAUUCUCUAAUCAUUGCAUUUGAAAAAUUAGAAGACAACUCACUGAUGUAAAGAGGGUAAAAUCACAUUGUAAUUACGUUUAGGCAGCAUUAUCCUUUACAAAUCAGGAAACUUGGAAAUGCAAAUGACUGUGUAUAGCAUUUGUAAAUUGCACACGGCAGACUUUUUAGCUAGUAUCGUAAAAAAAAAAUCAUUUCCAUUACCGAGAGCUAUGUUUUGUACACAGGCUAACCUGAGCACUAUAUAAGGCUAACCAGAGUGCUAAUUAGGCCUAAAUGAAAUCUGCAGUCUGUAGAUGUUUACAGCCUUUCAAUAAAAGGCAAAUUAUCGUCCCAGAACCGUGAAAGGCAACAGAUUAUGUUGCCAAAAGCUCAAAACUUAGUUUGUUUUGUUUCGAAAAGGAGCAAUGUGAAGUUAACACCUGGUGAUUUCUCUUAAUUCUACGGUGUAUAUAUUAAGCCGAUAAUAAUAAAUUAGAAUAUAGAUAAAUUGCAUGUGCAGUAUAGACAAGAACAGUGGCUAGUAGAAAUUCCACCAUGCUUCCCCGCAUUACAGUUUAUUGAUUUAAAUUUCCAGAAGAUUGGGUUCAUUCCUUGAGUUUUCAUGUCAUAAGCUCUAAGUAGUAAUUUUAUUAACGGCUAGGAUUAAUUAAGGCUAAUUAGGCUAUUAAAAGUAAUUUCAUGUUUCAAUCGGACCAAACCUUUUAAUUCUGCAAUAAAAUGGUUUUUCCCAGUCCCACAUUUCACACCUUAAUGGCGCGAAAUGUAAAUUUGUACUUUAGUAUAUAGAUGACACGUUGCCGAAUCAGAUUGCUUCAAAAUUUCAUGGAAAAAA
Orbicella faveolata is the source of this 2099-nucleotide messenger RNA. RefSeq names its product coronin-1A-like. Lineage: Eukaryota; Metazoa; Cnidaria; Anthozoa; Scleractinia; Merulinidae. Gene Ontology annotation, molecular function: actin filament binding. The record is from RefSeq and is a predicted model, not a curated record.